Messenger RNA from Nestor notabilis (Kea), 612 nucleotides. It is a transcript of the gene RASL10B, whose product is annotated as RAS-like, family 10, member B. NCBI's taxonomy places the organism in Eukaryota, Metazoa, Chordata, Aves, Psittaciformes, Psittacidae. Bases 1 to 612 code for a protein of 203 amino acids. The transcript has 4 exons. Gene Ontology annotation, molecular function: GTPase activity; GTP binding. The record is from RefSeq and is a predicted model, not a curated record.
AUGGUGGCAACGUUCAAGAUCGCCGUGCUGGGAGCGCAGGGCGUGGGCAAGAGUGCCAUAGUGCGGCAGUUCCUCUACAACGAGUUCAGCGAGGUCUGCGUGCCCACCACGGCCCGGCGCGUCUACCUGCCCGCCGUCGUCAUGAACGGCCACGUCCACGACCUGCAGAUCAUGGACUUUCCCCCCAUCACCGCCUUCCCCGUCAACACCCUGCAGGAGUGGGCGGACGUGUGUUGCAGGGGGCUCCGGAGCGUCCAUGCCUACAUCCUGGUCUAUGACAUCUGUUGCUUUGACAGCUUCGAGUACAUCAAAACCAUCCGCCAGCAGAUCCUGGAGACGAGGGUCAUCGGCACAUCGGAGACACCCAUCAUCAUCGUGGGCAACAAGCGGGACCUGCAGCGGGGCCGGGUGAUCCCGCGCUGGAACGUCUCCAACCUGGUGAAGAAGACGUGGAAGUGCGGCUACAUCGAGUGCUGGGCCAAGUACAACUGGCACAUCCUGCUGCUCUUCAGCGAGCUCCUCAAGAGCGUGGGCUGCGCCCGCUGCAAGCACGUCCACACCACCAUCCGCUUCCAGGGCGCCCUGCGCAGGAACCGAUGCACCAUCAUGUGA